UUGGGUCCAGGCUACUGCCAUAUUCCUACCACUAGCCAAAAAUAAUAACUGUUUCUGUUACCUCUAUUUAAACAAAAAAUCAAAUUUUGCAAAUAUCUCAUUGACAGACUUUAAUUAGAUACAUUAAUUUUAAUGCCACAGAUGAUGCUACUGUUGAGUCCGACUCUUCUUUUUAACAUGUUGGCUCUGAAUAUCUGACUUUAUUCUUUAUGAGCUGCUUUUUAGGUUUAACUAAACAUUCUGAGUCUCCUUCUUACUCCUAUUUAUCACUUAUGUCACCGAAACCAAAGCCAGCGCUGUCGAGUUGAUUCCGACUCAUAGCGACCCUAUAGGACAGAGUAGAACUGUCCCAUAGAGUUUCCAAGGAGCACCUGGUGGAUUCGAACUGUCGACCCUUUGGUUAGCAGCUGUAGCGCUUAACCACUACACCACCAGGGUUUCCAUUAUAUCACAGUGACUCAGAAUUUAUCAUGUAUUUGUUUUCCCUUAAUUAUGUUGCAAAUGAAUUCAACUCCAGAAUUCCUAAUCAUUCAGCUCACCAUAGCUCAUUCUGAUAACCUCCCAGAAGAUAAACUUGCUUCACUUAACCCUGAAAAAUAGACUGAAACCGAUUUGCUAAUUGUCGCUGUUAUGUUUCCUUCCCAAAGCAAUGGAGAACAUCACUAGAGCAAAUGAGUUUCUUUUGCUGGGACUGACCUGUAUUCAGGAGCUGCAGCCAGUAAUCUUCAUGGUAUUGCUCAUUCUAUACCUGAUAAAUCUGUUUGGAAAUGGGGCCAUACUAGUGAUUUUUAUCUCAGAGUCAAGACUCCACUCCCCUAUGUAUUUUUUCCUGGGAAACCUUUCUUGUCUUGAUAUCUGCUAUUCCUCAGUGACAGUACCCAAGCUCAUGUCGAACCUCCUUUCCACUCGAAAGGCUAUCUCCUUCCUAGGCUGCAUCACCCAGCUACACUUCUUCCACUUCCUGGGCUCUACCAAGGCCAUGUUGCUGACCAUCAUGGGCUUUGACCUAUUUGUGGCUAUUUGCUACCCACUCCCCUACAAGGUCAUCAUGAGCCCCCAGGUGUGCAUUCUGCUGGUAGGUGUGACCUGGCUCACCGGCUUCUUUUAUGCCCUGAUGCAUUCAGUCAUGACUGCACACCUGAACUUUUGUGGCUCUCAGAAGCUCAACUACUUCUUCUGUGAUGUCAAGCCUCUCUUGGAAUUGGCUUGUGGUGACAAGAGGCUCAACCAGUGGCUCAUUUUCAUUGUCACUUGCAGCUUAGCCCUGGCAGCUUGCUUCCCGACCCUCCUCUCCUACUUUUACAUUGAUGGCUUCCUUGUGUUCAAGCACUGGGCCUGCAGUGCACUCCACAAGGCUCUGUCCACUUGCGUCUCCCAUUUCACGGUGGUUUGUCUCUUCUAUGGAACUGUGGGCCUCACCUACAUUCCCACUACCUUCACCACCUCUGUCAUACGGGAAAGGUUUGUGGCUGUCAUACACACCACUGUCACCCCAGUGCUGAAUCCACUGAUAUACGUGCUUAGGAAUAAGGAAGUGUUGUUGGCUCUGAGGAAACUGUUUGGGAGGAAACUGCCUAAGGACAGUUGGUGGCAACACUAG
Molecule: messenger RNA, 1600 nt
Organism: Loxodonta africana (African savanna elephant)
Lineage: Eukaryota; Metazoa; Chordata; Mammalia; Proboscidea; Elephantidae
Product: olfactory receptor 12D3-like
Exons: 1
Coding region: 650-1600 (316 amino acids)
Biological process (GO): G protein-coupled receptor signaling pathway
Cellular component (GO): membrane
Molecular function (GO): odorant binding; G protein-coupled receptor activity; olfactory receptor activity
Source: RefSeq, a predicted model, not a curated record